Messenger RNA from Phytophthora sojae, 930 nucleotides. RefSeq lists its product as hypothetical. The coding region runs from base 1 to 930 and encodes 309 amino acids. The record is from RefSeq and is a predicted model, not a curated record. Lineage: Eukaryota; Oomycota; Peronosporomycetes; Peronosporales; Peronosporaceae. The transcript has a single exon.
AUGGUCAAGCGCCGCCCCGCCCGCGCUGCCACCAAGGCUCCAGCGCCCUCCCCAUCCACCCCACGCAAGCGCAAGGACCCGGCUGAGUCGUCCCCUUUGUGGCUGUCAAUCUGCUCCGAGUUCCUGCCGAAUGCGCUGGUGAUCACCGUCGCGGCCGCCGCUGUCUGGUUCGAGUUCACGACGGGGGAGGUUUACGUGCAGUCCCCGUGGCUCCAGACGCUGCUCAAGCGCUCGUUCAUCGUCUGGGUCUGCUUGGCUGUGCGUACGCAGCUUACGGACUUCGUGACGCCGCCGGCACUCGCGCGUCGCCCGCCGUCACUCAGGAAGGAGGCGGUCCGCCACGCCCGAGCGCUGUUCGCCGCCGUCGCUGCCAAUUUACUGGGAACGACCAUCAUCCGCCCGGUUUUCGGCGCCGCCCCGCAAUUUGAAGAGACCGUGAGACUCGUGGUGCCCAUUUACUUCCUGGUCGAGGUGGUGCUGGAUGGUCUUCGAAUUCCCUUGCCUUUGCUGAAGGCAGUCGUGGGGCUGAGUGUCAGCUGGUUGAAGGCUGUCACGAUCCCCAAGCUGGUGAUGGAGUGGCACACGAAUACGGAUGCGCACCCGCUCGGGUUCCUUGCCAUCUCCACUGCCAAUCUGUAUGCCAGUGGCUUAGUGCUGCGCUACCUGACAAACUACGGCCGGACACAUCGCGUUUUGGAUUUGUCCCUGGGCGCCUUCGCCUUCAUCCUGCAGAUUGUUGGAACCAGUGCAGUUAUUGGCGUUGUAGCACACGUUGCGAACCAUUUCGUUACGAAUGAAGAACGAAUGAUGGAGGCUCGUGUACUCUACUUUUGCGUGGCUUGGUUCGCGCUGGACAAGUACUGGAAGAAGGCUCUUGGUGAUCUUCUUGUCCAGCUGCUCACGUCCCCCGCCAAGUCGAAAACAAACUAG